This is a messenger RNA of Poeciliopsis prolifica (blackstripe livebearer), 764 nucleotides long. It is a transcript of the gene commd3, whose product is annotated as COMM domain containing 3. The record is from RefSeq and is a predicted model, not a curated record. The transcript has 8 exons. NCBI's taxonomy places the organism in Eukaryota, Metazoa, Chordata, Actinopteri, Cyprinodontiformes, Poeciliidae. The coding region runs from base 29 to 610 and encodes 193 amino acids. Gene Ontology annotation, biological process: sodium ion transport.
UCCGUCACGUGACUCGCCCUUUUGCAAGAUGGAGUUAAGCGAGUCUGUGCAGAAGGGGCUGCAGCUCCUGGCCGAUCAGUCUGCCGUGAACCACAGCAGCUUUCAGGCGCUGCUGGACGCCUCCUUCCGGGGGCUGCUCUCCUCCCGGGCCGACCCCACAGUCCUCGAUCAGCCCGAGCUGAAGCACAUGGACCGGAUCCUGCUGAAGCAGAGCCACGCAGCCCUGGCCACCUUCAUCCUGGAAGCGGUCAAACACAACGCAGACAAGUCCACCUUAAGCUCCUGCCUUGAGGAGCUCACAUUCAGCACAGACAGAAUAGAAAUAUUCUUCAGCACAUAUCAGAAACAUAAAAAAGACAUGGAGCAUCUGUUGAGCAGCAUGGGCAGACGUCCACCUCACGUUAAUGACGUAUCAUGGCGUCUGCAGUAUCACAUGAAGAGCGGGCAGCUGGAUAAGAUCAACGAGCCUUUCUACCUGAUCUCACUGAACACGGAGAAUGAAGGAUCCUCUCAGGAUGUUAACUUCACCUGCACAAUGGAGCAGCUGCAGGAUCUGGUGUCAAAGUUGAAAGAUGCUGCCAAGAGCGUGGAGAAAGCCAGUCAGAUGUGACGCCCUGCAGCCGCAGCAACUUCACUCACUAUUUUCUAUCAGCUUGUUGUUGUUUAAUAUACUAAUAUACUUGUUCCUGUUUUGUACACCAGUCUACAUAACGUCACACAUGUUGGAGAAUAAAAUCUGAAAUUUGAAAAAAAAAGAAAAUGUA